Messenger RNA from Lactuca virosa, 1751 nucleotides. The record is from the annotation of a GenBank genome assembly. Lineage: Eukaryota; Viridiplantae; Streptophyta; Magnoliopsida; Asterales; Asteraceae.
AUGAACCGGGAUUUUUGGAGAAGACAUAAAAGAAAGGUCUAUGUUUCUCUUGGGCUUUGUGGAGGUGGGUACCUAUUAUACAAGUUUUAUGAUGCUUAUUCAAAGAGGAUUUCUGAACUCGAGAGACAACUUGCUGAUGAGCAAGAGAAUGAUGAGCUUCUUAAGGCCCAGAUGCAAAUGCACUUUGAGAACAUCCAAAGAAUAGCUAAUACGAUGACAUUGCCACAUGCCAUGCUUUAUUUGAGUAGCCGGGUCUCAGAAGAGUUGGAUCUUUUGCAUCUUACAGAGAGGUUGAUAAAAGGAAAGGGUCAGCCCAACAGUUUGACACCUUCAGAAAAACUUGAGCUUUGGGAUAGGCUUAAAAUAUUAAGUUUCACUAGGAUGGUGUUGUCUAUCUGGGCGAUGACUGCAAUUAGCUUAUACAUUAGAAUUCAGGUCAACAUCUUAGGGAGACAUCUAUACAUAGAUACUGCACAAGACCUUGGUGGAUUUCAACCUAAGGAUGGCGAACCGAUGGAUAGAAGCGACGAACAACUGUUUUUGGCGAGUGCUGAUUUUCUUUCAAGUCAGAGAAUUCCCACACUCAUAUCUAAUAUGCAAGCUGCCACAACUGAAGUUCUCAGAGGAAAGCAGUUGAGGGAUAUCUUCAAUUCUAGUGUACUUGAUGAAACAAUUAUGCAUAUAUUGAACACGUUCAUGAGCAAUGAGAGACAUCAUCACUGGGUGGAUUAUUUGAUGCCCGAGGCAGGCAGUCGCGUCACUAAACUAGAUCAACUCAUGGGGGAGACACGAGCAGUUUUAUCAAGUUCUGAAUUUGGAAAUAUUCUAGAGAUGUCGCUGAAAAAAGUGGUGGAGGGAUUGAUGGAGGACAUGACGUUACAGUUUGGUGUUGGUGUUGGUGGUGAUGGGAGUUUGGGUGUACCACUUGCCAAACUUAUUCCACGCGUUGCACAGAUUAGUCCGCUGCUGCUGGAGGAACCCAGCCGAAAUAAGUUUACUCAUAUCAUUCAAAACAUUCCCCAAGUUGAACUUUUCUUCACUCUGCUCUACACAAACAUUCGGGCAGACCGGUUGAUUGCUAGACAUGCUAUGAUGACUAAACUGACUGCAACAGUCGAGAGCCAGAAGCCUAAUUGUUCAUUGCCCAGGAGUGUGAGGACUGCAAAUUACUUGGCAGUUUUAUCUAUAUCUUGAUAAGCUCUUGCAGCUUUGAGAUCCCUUAAGUGCUGAUUUUGUAAAAAUUUCCAAAUAGAAAAAUUAUAAAUGGGUUUCAAAUACCUAUUAUUUUCUAGGACCGACCAAAAUGCCCUUUGAUGGCACGUCAACAGCAGUAAUUGGUGGUGAAUUGGAACAACAACCAAAGCAAUCACUGGUCUGUUACAAUCUGUUAUGGCUACGUUUCCACAUUUCCAACUAAAUUCUUUAUGGAAAAAGUUGUAAUUCCAUUCAAUCAAUAAACAAAAAGUAAAAUUUUACUAUAAACAAUGCUUACUUUUCAAAUAAAAAAUACAUCUUGAUUGCCAAAUAGGGAAUCUGAAACAACCACCCUCCUAACAGAAUCCAAAUCACAACUUAGAUCAAUGGAUUUACCUUCGCAUCCCUGCAAGUGCCGGUACAACUUAAGUAGCAGUUAAUGAGCCAAAACUUAAUAAAACCUCUUGCUUAGAAAUAAGGGAAUUAGCCUAAUAUGUAAAAAACAUAAAAAAAAUUAAAUUUGAAUUUGACGGGUACCUGAACCAUUAUUGUUCUUG